GUGUGUGUAGUGGCGUCUGGCAGCUGCUAGCUUGGCGUGUUGACGGUCAGGCUGCCACAGAACAAACCGAAGAGACGGCGUUAGCGGUACGCUGAGGCGAAGGAUUAUAUAUUAAUACAAAGCAAGGGUUAUAGAUGAUAUUUACAGAUUUUAAUUUUGAGAUAGACUUUCGUGUAGAUGAAAUUAAACCGACGAGAUUAUAACCAGGACUAUACUGUGGGUGGAAAAACGAGUGAACUGGUCCAUUUCCAUUGGGGGUAUAAUAUUAUUACAAAUAUGCAAUCGAGGAACAGUUCUGCGUCGUUAGAGCUUUUUAGGUGUACAUAAGAGACAGCGAGAGAGCAAAAAAAGCUAACAAAAUAGAUAGCAUUGUGUAUUUUAAUACUAUUAUUAUCUCGACUGUAACGUAAUAUAUUUUAUAAAAGCACAAAUUAAAGACGCCUUUUCUGUUUGGCUGUUACAUGUUUUAAUUCGUGGAACCGGUAUUCUUGGCAUAGUAUAUAUCUAGGGAUAGGAAAAACGGAUAAAUAAUACAGCGGUAGUGAGCAGGCAGGCAGUCCCGUGAAACUAAGGUAUGGUUGUGAAUGUCAUUAACACAACAUAGGCGAGCCAGUGGCAGUGACUGUGAGAGAGGGAGAGUCGUAGUAGAGGGGGAGUAGUACUUGUCAGGAGGGAAGGACUGAGCAGAGCUGGCGACUGAAAUGUCAGGAUAUAUCGUCAACCACGACAGCGCAGACUGGAGUUUGGAAAUCAGCGAAGUCCUGACACAUUGCAGCAGAGAGAGAGCCGGGCAGAAGAAUUAAUUAGGACUGCUGCGAGAACUCGGGAUACCACACUGGCAAUUGAGCAAACCAGGCUGUGUCAUUAAUCAGCUGUAGACACAUCACCCUCCUUUACUACAACCAGAACUGCGGGGACUGAUUGAGGUUUGAAUGUGGACGGUCGGAUCAUUUUAAAUUGGAUUACCAGAGGUGCUGUCAUCAUCAUAGUUAUUACUAAGCCACAUCGGAUUUUCCCGUUUCUUCUCGAUACUAUUUUUUUUUUUUUUGCCCGCUUACAACACGAUCUACUACUUUGCAGUCUACAGACUGGUGUCCUCCAAAGGGUCGGUGUUGUUGUCUGCAGUGUGUGUAUUCGAGCUGUCUGGAAUCGCCCUGAACUGGAACAAACCGCACUAUUUGGAUGUCCGAUGUGCUGAAGAUAACCUUGACCAGGAGGAAACAAUGGCCAGCACACAACUUUUUUCUCAGGAGGCACCAUUUCUUAAAGGAGCGAUGAGGAAGCUGAGUAGGGAGAGAAUGGAGGACACUCCGAUUAAAAAAAGGCUUGUGGCAGAACUGCAUCGGAAUGGCAGAGCAGAGGAGGCCCCUAAAACCCCCAAAAUAAAGAAAGAAAUUGUGGAAGACACUGGAGAAUCAGAGUCCAGUGAAUGUAGCAAGCAGGUUCCAAUUCCUGGGUCAAAGCCUUUGGACCUGAGCCCAGGCUUGAAGCACACCCUGGCCCAGUUCCACAUCAGCAGCCAGGUUUCCUUGGGUGGACCAGCAACCUUUUCGGCUCGAAAUACCCAAGAAUGCAUGUCCCCCAGCGUCUUCAUGCCACUUACAUCACCACCAGCCUUGCCAGGCCCCCUGCUCAUUCCUUCUGACACUUCCACUGAGCUUACUCAUUCCCUACUGGAGGGGGAAUCCAUUUCCUGUUUCAUGGUUGGCGGUGAGAAUAGACUAUGUCUCCCUCAGGUCCUUAAUUCGGUCCUGCGUGACUUUUCACUCCAGCAAAUUAACACUGUCUGUGAUGAGUUGUACAUCUACUGUUCGAGGUGUAAUGCUGACCAGCUUCACAUCUUGAAAGUGCUGGGCAUCCUGCCAUUCAAUGCACCUUCCUGUGGACUUAUCACACUGACGGAUGCUCAGAGACUGUGCAAUACUUUAUUGCGCCCAGGCACACUUAUGCAGAAUUCCAGCAAGCAUGCAUGCAAGAGCACAUUGACUCAACUGAAAGAGACCUACUCAAACUUCAAGGUAGAGCACGAAUGCCUGGGCAAGUGUCAGGGCUUGUUUGUGAUGCAGUUAUACACGCAGCCUAAUGCCCCCUGCAUCCAGUGCCUGGAGUGCCAGCUGAUGUUUUCUCCCCAGAAGUUUGUGAUGCAUUCCCACAAGUCACCUGACAAGAGGACCUGUCACUGGGGCUUCGACUCGGCCAAGUGGCACUGCUAUCUCCAGCUUGGGAAGAAGUAUUACAAUACUCCAGAGGAGAAGCAGCUGAAGCAGCGGCUUCAAGAAAUCAAGGAGAAGUUCAGCUUCCAAGAGAAAAGAACAUUUCAAACGGACUAUUCUGAAGAUUUCCAGGUGAAAAGGUCACGCUACAACCUCUCAAAUCUACAGGGCAAGCUACCCAACAAUGACUCUGUCAAAAAGCCUGAAUCCCAGCAGGAUGUGCUGUUCAAGCACUGGCAUGCAGACAUCAAGCAGGACCCAGAUCAGGAUUCUGUCGUCCAUCCAAGCUACUACCUAUACAUGUAUGAUAAAGUAGUGGCCCCUAACGUCUCGCUGCCUGCCUCCUUGAUUCACGGCCGUGACUCUGGGAAGCUGCCAGGUAGAGCACCAGAGAGAAGUGGAAGUGAGGAUGUGAUUGGUGCCCUGCUGAAGCACCAUUACCAUGAAGGAUUGCUUGAUGAAGAGAAAGAAUCUCAGAGAGUGGCGAAAUCAGCUGGUGCCAUAGAUCUCCACACUGGAAGUUGUUCUGCAGAUCAAGUGAAAUCCGAACAUGUCGGUGAGCAUGGCCCCUUGGCUGUUGCCAUGGAAACCAACCCGAGUGAGCACACCUUCUUGCCUGUCAUUAAGGACAUAAGCUCGGAGGAUGACAAGGACAAAAUUGUGGUGGAAAUUGUGCAGAUGUACACUAAACAGCAGGAGAGGCUCAACGCAACUCUGGAAAAGAAAACACAGUUGCAAAUGGAGCUGGAUAUGUUACGCAGCCCCAGCAGGUCUCCCCGGCUGAAGGAGCUGUCAGAGCAGUGCGAGCUGCAGCAGGAGCUGGAGUUGGUGCAGAGCGAGCAGGCUAGCAGGCUGGAGGAGCUCAGAGAGGAGCAGAUGGAGCUGGAGAGGAGGCUGGAGCAGCUGAGGCAGCAGGGCUGCGCAUGUGACCGCUCCUCUGAGAGGGACCGGGAGGCACAGUAUGCAGCACAGCUGUCAGAGCUGCGCCAGAGGCUGGAUCAGGCUGAGGCUGACCGCCAGGAGCUGCAGGAAGACCUGCAGAGGGAGCGAGAGGCCCGGGAGAAACUGGAGAAGAUGAUUACUGAGAUGAAGCUGCAGAUCUCUGAGAAAAAUAACCAGGAGGCGAAGUGCAGGAAUGAUAGGUCUUUGCACACAAGCUGAACACGCCUGGUUUAGGAGUUUCAUAUAAGCAGUGGCUCCUAUGAGUGGAUUAGGAAACAAGCUGAUCUCAUUAUGAAGAGGACCAGGAACCUUCUACUGCGGAUCUACAUUGGGCACAUAACCAAGAAUAACUAACCUGAACUACUUAGUCACUUGUAAAUGGGUAACCAAACUGACUACUAGAAAAACAAAGAUGCAUUUCACCAAUAUUCAGCUUGUACUACCUUAAAUACUGAGUCAUGUGUUGAACAACAGUGUGUGUGUGUAUGCGCGUGUUUAUUAUACUAUUAUCCAUACUGCAGUGGUAAUUGCUAAACCUCAUCUGAAACUGUGAAGCAUGGAAAGCUUUAUUUGUGUAAUAGGUGUCUCAUGUAAAUAAUGUUUUUCAUAAGAAACUUUUCAAUUGUUUUUUUUUAUUUCUUUUUAGUCAAACCUACUUUGGCAUUCACAGACUUCACAAUAUUACGCUACAGUUCUCAGCUUUGCUGUACUCCUUUUUGUAAUAGUGUAUUCCCAUUGGAGUCAUUGUCUGUAUCGAUGGUUAGAACACCUUAUUAUCCGAAAGAAUUGUCUUCCAAUCGGUAUUGUUAAGGUUUAGUGACACACAGUUAAAUCAUUUAAGAUGUGUGGCUCAGCAGAAUUGCAGGAGUCGCACCAGUUUGUUGUUGAUGGCAAAUCCACCACAGGUCAGCAUAAAGCAUGUUCAGUCCUUGUUUUGAGAUGUGGGACAGUGCUUGAGUUUAACAUUCUGCACUUGGGCAGCUGUAAUUCAUUCUGCAUACCUGACCAAUUCCUUGUCUGUCUAAAAGACGAAGUGUCCAGUUAUGAUAAGCGUUCUGGUGGUGAAGAGAUCUGUCCGGUGUGAAAUGGACAGGCUAUCAAAACUCAUUACAGAUCCUGAGCUAGUCAUCUGGAAUAAAAGAGCUUCAUACCUUGUUCCCAGUUCAUUAUACCAUGCAUUGUUUUCAUAUCUAUUCAGAAAAAUGAUCAGAAAUAGAAUUGUAGUCACCAGCAUUGCUGUUAAGUAAUAGUUCAGAUGAUUUUCUUUAAAAUUAGGUAAAAUAUAUUUUAUAAUUUUUUUUUUGUUGUUGUUUUUAUGUUUAAAAAAGAGAACAAAACUAAAUAUAUAGUUGCAGUUCAUUUGUAUUUGAUUAAUUCUUUAACUACAAGUAUAUACAAACAUACUGAGAUUGUAGGGAUUGAACAACAAAAAAAGAUUGCUUUUAAUUUUGUUUGUAAGUUUUUGCAGUAAUAAUGGAAGAACAAUACAUUGCUGAUUUGAAAUGCUUUUAAAUGUAUUUUUCAGCUUCUUGUGAUCCAAACUGAACUGCAGUAAUCUGUCACACCUGAAUUGAUGCCAUUUAGCCAGAUGACCACGGUAGUUUUGUUGGGCUGACUGGUUGAUUCCACUCCCCUGAGCUUUUUGAAGUGUGAAAUUGCUUGGUGUCCUCGACACAGCUGAAGAGGUGGCCUGCUGAGAUAAUACUAGGAAGCCCUAGCGAGUGCCAAAGGAAAAGAAUCGUUUGAUGUAAAAAAAAAAAAAAAAAAAAAAAAAAAAAAUGUUAAGACACUGAACAAAGAAAAAUGUUGGAACUUCUAACUUGGGAAUUAUAAUUGAAAAUACCGACAGUCUCGGUUUUAACAUCAAAUGGAAAUACCCUCUUAAAUGUGUAAUUAAUUCAUAAAUGUGGCUGCUCUGAAUUGAAGAACUGGGUUUGAGGUAAAACUGUCAUAGUUUUGGUUUAAACACACUGAAGCCAUCAAGUCCCACGUAUUUGAAACCAAGAAAAUAAAGGCGUGUUUUGAAUUUUCUGAUAUUCUACAGUUGUCAUAUGCCUACCAAUUAGGUCACAUACGAACAUGACGUGUGUGCCAGCACCAAUCGCUGUAAUUCAGUAAUCUCAACAGGACGUGUGUGCAAGCACCGAUCACUCUGAUUCAGUAAUCUGAACACGACGUGUGUGCGAGCACCGAUCACUCUGAUUCAGUAAUCUGAACAGGACGUGUGUGCGAGCACCAAUCGUUGUAAUUCAGUAAUCUGAACAGGACGUGUGUGCGAGCACCGAUCACUGUAAUUCAGUAAUCUGAACAGGACUUGUGUGCGAGCACCGAUCACUAAUUCAGUUUUUAACACAUUGCCAUCAUGAUUCUUUCACAGUUUUACCUCAGAAUGUAUGAUAGUGUGUUUUUAGGGUAUGGAUGAAGAACUAGUUAAACGGUGCCAGAUUUCACCUGGACUCAGUGUUUCAGAAAUGGAGAUUGGGUUCAGCUUCAUUUAAAUGGUCACUGGUGCCUAAGGUUACUUUUUUUAAAAUGACGUCUAGCAUACUAAACUGCAAUCCAUGCAUACAUGGAUUACCUAUGUCUAAAAAAACAGCAGAUGCUGAGCCAAAAAUAGACACAAUAAUUAGAUUUUUAUAAAUGCAUGCUCCAGUCUGUGUAAAAUGCAUUUUCUAAUUGAAUUUUAGUAUCAGCUUUCUCUUGUCCUGUUAAUGAGUAUGGUUAAAAUUACUCAUGUAAAUAUAUAGAAUACAAAAAAAAAAAAAAUACCAUGGCCCAGUCCACGUGAAUGAUUAACUUUGGGUAUGCAUCUGCAAUAAAAGUAAACAAAACAAUACAUUCCUUUAUGUUCAAAUUCUUAAGGAUAUAUAUGAGAUUAUCUGAAUCUGAGGAUUUUUUUUUUUUUUAAUUUGCGGCCAGAAAAAUAUAUUUGAUAUAUUAUAUUGUUCUCAAACACUAGAGCACAAGCUUGUUUUUUUAGUUCUUGUCAUAUGAAAAAUCGUGUAAUGUUUUUAAUUGAAAAAAUAAAAAUGCAUAACAUGUCA
Molecule: messenger RNA, 6199 nt
Organism: Polyodon spathula (Mississippi paddlefish)
Lineage: Eukaryota; Metazoa; Chordata; Actinopteri; Acipenseriformes; Polyodontidae
Product: ski-like protein
Exons: 9
Coding region: 1224-3374 (716 amino acids)
Biological process (GO): negative regulation of BMP signaling pathway
Cellular component (GO): nucleus
Molecular function (GO): DNA-binding transcription factor activity, RNA polymerase II-specific; SMAD binding; RNA polymerase II cis-regulatory region sequence-specific DNA binding
Source: RefSeq, a predicted model, not a curated record